AUGUACGGAGCGAAUCGCCUUACGCGUGUGCUGUCUGAACGACCUGUACCGCUUCACGUGAAUGUUUUCAAAGUCGGGACGACGACGAGACGAUCCGUCCAAGUGCGUUAUGCAGCCAGGCUCACUCCUACUCGUAGCAACGGAAAAGUGGUUGGCGACAAAGGAGCAACUGGAAGAGUGGUUAUGAAGGGAGUCAAGGCCUCUGCAAGUGCCUUCUAUGCUGUGUACGACAUUCAUAUCAACAACAUCCGCUCUGGAGGAGCUGGGCCCUCUUUGGACACCGUUUCAUCUUGCCUUGCUGGCAAGUAUGAGGCAGGAAAUGACUGGAAGAACGCCACGACUGCCAAGGGUGGUCGGCGCAAGCGCUACACCUUCACUAGCUACACUAGUGUGGGCCCAGGGUACAACACGCGGGCUGGCCCGGUGGAGGGGAAGCUUAACGUGCACCUCGUCGCGCACUCGCAUGAUGACGUGGGAUGGCUCAAGACCGUCGAUCAGUACUAUAUCGGAUCGAACAACUCCAUUCAGGUUGCUGCAGUACAGUACAUACUCGAUACAGUGGUGGAACAGCUGAACGAGGACCCCAACAGGAAGUUCAUCCAGGUGGAGCAGGCCUUCUUCCAGCGCUGGUGGCGCCGCCAAUCCAAGGACGUGCAACGUGUCGUCAGGCGAUUGGUCAAGAACGGUCAACUGGAAUUCACUGCGGUGUUGGGGGAGGAUGAAUGCGGUGAUUUCAACAAUGGCGUGUGUUUGCGAUUCGAGGAGCACUUCUGUCUACAGUGCAGGCGUAAGGGCGGGUUUGACGCGGUGUUCUUUGCGCGAGCGGACUACGAGGACAGCGAGGCGCGGUACCGCGCGCGCACGGCGGAGUUCGUGUGGCGCGCGUCCGACACGCUCACGCAGCAGCGCGCGGAGGUGUUUGGCGGGCGGCUGUACGUGCACUACCUGCCACCCGACUCCUUCCGCUACGACACCAACAACUGGGACCCGCCCGUGCAGGUGAGGGACAGACGACUGUGCUCGCAACACCCAGCAGCACCUGUGCUGAUCCUCUGCCGAUCCUAUCCCUGCCUUGCUUCACUGUUGUGCCGACGGCUGUCGUGGCUGUGGCUACACCGGUCGUCUCGUUCUGAUCCGAUCCGUGCAUUGCUUUCUUCCUUUCCCCCACACCCCCAACCUCCCCCCCACGCCUCCCCCCCUCGCCUCCCCCCUCGCCUUCCCCCCUCGCCUCCCCCCCUCGCCUCCCCCCCUCGCCUCCCCCCUCGCCUCCCCCCCUCGCCUCCCCCCCUCGCCUCCCCCCCUCGCCUCCCCCCCUCGCCUCCCCCCCUCGCCUCCCCCCCUCGCCUCCCCUCCUCGCCUCCCCCCCUCGCCUCCCCCCCUCGCCUCCCCCCCUCGCCUUCCCCCCCGCCUUCCCCCCCGCCUUCCCCCCUCGCCUCCCCCCCUCGCCUCCCCCCCUCGCCUCCCCCCUCGCCUCCCCCCCCGCCUUCCCCCCCGCCCCCCCUCUGCCCCUGGCAGGACGACCCCGAGCUAUAUGACUACAACGUGCAGGAGCGGGUGGACAAGUUCGUGGAAACUGCGCUCAAACAGGCGGAGAGCUACCGUACGAACCACAUCAUGUGGACGAUGGGCGACGACUUCGCGUACAGCAACGCGGUGACGUGGUUCCGCAACAUGGACAAGCUCAUCCACUACGUCAACCGUGACGGCCGUGUGAACGCAUUCUACUCCACGCCCUCCAUCUACGUGGACGCUAAGCACCGGGCCAACGAGUCCUGGCCCGUCAAGACAGGCGACUUCUUUCCCUAUGCGGACUGCCCGCACUGCUACUGGACGGGGUACUUCUCCAGCCGCCCUGCCUUCAAGCGCUACGUGCGCCACUGCAGCGCGCUGCUCCUCGCUGCCAGGCAAGUGGAGGCGCUGGUGGGGGGCAGCAGGCUGGGGAGAGGACUGGAGGGGGGAGCAGCGGGGGUGGAGGGGCGCGAGUGGGGAGUGGAGGAGUUGGAGGAGGCGAUGGCGGUGGCACAGCACCAUGACUCAGUGAGCGGCACGGCCAAGCAGCACGUUAAUGACGACUACACGCUCAGGCUCUACCGCGGGGCUGUCAAGGCCUCCUCGCUGCUCACACGGGCCAUUCGCUACAUGAUCUCCCGCCAGUCCGACGCUGACACGUGGCAGUCCCAGUCUCUCCUGCAGCAGAUGCCAAGCUCCCGGCCCCUAUUCUCCUCCGCCUCCACCACCCCCGCCACCGCCUCACCUCUCGUGCGAGCCCUUGGGCAACGCCGUGUAGCACAAGCAGCAGAGGUUCGAACCGACAGGAGCAGAGGCAGACUGGAACUGAGCUUCGAGCUGUGCCCGCUGACAAACAUUUCGUUCUGCCCGCCUUCACAAACGGAUCUCCAGGACGGGAAAGUGCUGGUGGUAGCGGUGUACAACCCACUGGCAUGGGCGCGCAAGGAGAUCAUCCAAUUCCCUGUGUCAACUGCUGACGUGGAAGUGAUGAAUGCCAGCGGGGCAAUCAUCCCCUCCCAAGUCCUGCCAGACACGCUCCUCCUCCCCUCCACCCGCUCCUUCCUCAUCCAAGCCUACGCCGGACCUGAUGCCGAGCCAAACGCCAGUCCUCCCGCCGGAGCUAAUGCCGAACCUGAUGCUGCAGCUGGUGCCGAUUCUGGUAAUGCAGGCUCCGAGGCACUGUCGUUGGUGUUCUGGGCAGAUGCGCCUCCCCUAGCGGCAGGAGCAGCAGCGGCAGCAGCGGCAGCGGAUGUGGGGGUGGAGUGGGCGUGGUACAAUGCGAGUGACGGCAAGGCCAGCAGGGAGGCAUCAGGGGCGUACAUCUUCCGCCCCGUCUCCUCUGAUCCUGUGCCCAUCACCUCAACCAACGCCACUGCGGCGUCUGUGAGGGUGGUGAGGGGCGCACUGGUGGACGAGGUGCACCGCCAGGUGUCGCCCUGGAUCCACGAGAUCGUGAGAGUGUACAAGGGCACCAACUAUGCUGAGUUGGAGUAUGCAGUGGGACCAGUACCCAUAGAGGAUGGCUUCGGCAAGGAGGUGGUGGUGCGCCUCUCCUCCUCCCUCGCCAGCAACGCCACCUUUUACACCGACUCCAACGGCCGAGAUUUCAUCCAGAGAAGACGCAACUUCCGCCCUGACUGGAACCUCACUGUCACCGAGCCUGCUGCUGGCAACUACUACCCCCUGAACGCAGGCAUCUAUCUGCAUGAUAACAACACAGACUUCUCAGUACUGGUGGACCGACCCAGCGGCGCAUCGAGCCUGGCAGACGGGCAGGUGGAGGUGAUGCUGCACCGCCGCCUGCUGCACGACGACCACCGCGGCGUGGCAGAGGCCCUCAACGAGCGCGUGUGCAUUGGGGGGCAGGAGAGGAAGGAACAAUCGCAACCUCCUGAAUGCAUGGGCCUCGUAGUCUCUGGGACUCUGCGCUUUGGGCUGCACCCGCAUGGGCGGAGCGAGGGGGGUGUGGUGGGAGUGGGAGCGGGGGAAGGGAGUGGAGAGGGGUUGGCAGGAGGGAAGGUGGAGGGGGAGGGAGUUGAGGCGGCUGCGGAGUGGCGGCGGGGGAACAUUCAGCGAAUAUUCUCUCCAUUGCGAGUGGCGUUUGCCGUUGAGAAUGAGGAUGAUGCUGAUGAGGACCCUAUUCUCUCGCAGCCUGCUCGUGUGGACCUUGGCAGGCUCUUUGCACACCAAGAGAUUGAGAAGGUAACUGAGCUCAGCCUGAUGGCCAACCAGAAGCUCUCAAAGAUGCGGCCACCAAUGAAAUGGAGGACUGAGGAGGUGGGGUCAACGAAUGGCAUCCAUGGAGUUGGACAGAGGGAUGCAUUCGACUCCACAGACGGCCCAUUCAUUGUGGAGCUUGGUCCGAUGGAGAUUCGCACAUUUGCGGUUCACUUUGAUGAUUGA
Closterium sp. Yama58-4 is the source of this 3912-nucleotide messenger RNA. The record is from the annotation of a GenBank genome assembly. NCBI's taxonomy places the organism in Eukaryota, Viridiplantae, Streptophyta, Zygnematophyceae, Desmidiales, Closteriaceae.